Messenger RNA from Panthera uncia (snow leopard), 5767 nucleotides. RefSeq names its product cGMP-inhibited 3',5'-cyclic phosphodiesterase B-like. Gene Ontology annotation, cellular component: membrane. Lineage: Eukaryota; Metazoa; Chordata; Mammalia; Carnivora; Felidae. Gene Ontology annotation, biological process: signal transduction. The coding region runs from base 1388 to 2527 and encodes 379 amino acids. The record is from RefSeq and is a predicted model, not a curated record. Gene Ontology annotation, molecular function: protein kinase B binding; 3',5'-cyclic-AMP phosphodiesterase activity. The transcript has 9 exons.
AUUGAUAUCAAUAUUACGUUUGUUACUGUGCUUACUGCGUGGAAAAAAAAGUGUACUAGUACAUUUUAGAAACAUUUGAAACAAUAAUAUUAAUUAAACAGGAUGCCUAAAUGCCUCAUUUCCUGAACAUUUUAGUUAAUCAGGCUUAUUUUUGGUACUGGAAUCUACUGGUAGGAGUAAGUCCUGUAAGAACCAGGAAGUAAACCAUAUUUCUUUGUGUUCUUUAAACUUCUUACUUGAAUUUCAUAUCUAAUUGGUCUCUGCUUUUGAAAAAGAAUAGAAAAACCUGAUACUCCAGAAAAGAACAACAGCAUUUAUAAAAAAGUAAUUAGUAAGGAAAAAGGAAUUAUAAAAGAUAAUUUAAUAUAAAUGUCUUAUAUAUGUGUGUUAAGAACUAAGAAAGACUAUGUGGACCUAAGUUAUAGCCAGAAAGGAUUGUUACACAAAGAACUUUUUCACCAAGAGUGUAAGUAACUAUGAACCUUUACAAAAUCAACAUCCUUGGGAAAACUUAAAUAUAAGAGAUAUUUAGCUCUCUGAGAUGGUUUCAGUAUCUGCUGAUGGGGGAAAUUCAGAAGAAGCAAAACCUGUUUUAUGUAAAUCCCAAUAAAACACCUAUUUACAGUGGUAAAAAAUAGAAUACUUUGGCUAAUUGAACAUUUAGAUCAAUUUAGAAUAUUUUCAAAAAUUAAGGUAAACUAUUAAUGCUAAUGGUGUUCUGAAUUUAAUUGCUAAUUGAAAAGGUAGUUCUGAAUCUUUCAGUUUCUCUAGGUUAACCCUAUAUACUUCAGCAUUGUAUUGAAAAUAUAAAGGGUUUAGGAUCUAGGGCUUAUGGUGCCUGAUCCUAAGCUUGUCCUCUGAAAUUGUUUUUCAGGGUAAAUCUUUCAUACCUCCUUUUUAAAUUGUCAAGUAUUUAUUUCUCAUGAAACUAGGAGUAAAAUGUACAAAAGAACAAAGAUCUAGUAAAAUUGUAGGGAGUUCAGAAACCAUUGUUUAAUGGGAGGAACACUAAAUAGAACAAUAGUAUAGAAUGUAAAAUUUGGAGUAAAUCUGACAUAUCUUCAAGAUAAAAUGUCCUGUGUCUCCUGUACAUACUAAAAAUGUACUUUGUAUUGGCAUUUUUACAUGUCAUCUUUACAAAUACAUACACAGCAUAUCUAAGGGUGACAGUUUUAACCAUCGUUAAAUUAUUCCACAGGGACUACACAGUAGGAAUAGCUUACCAACUCCCCAGCUGAGGAGGAGCCCCGGAACUUCCGGUCUGCCACCUAUUGAACAGUCGUCGUCCCGGUGGGAACGCAGUAAUGGCAAAAGGCCACACCAAGAGUUUGGCAUUUCAAGUCAAGGAUCCUAUCUAAAUGGACCUUUAAGUUCAAAUCUACUGACAAUGACGAAGCAAAGGUCAUCUUCCGUAUCCCUAACUCACCAUAUAGGUCUAAGAAGAGCUGCUGCUUUCCCCAGCCUGAGUCCUGUGAAUUCUCCCAGCCAUGGACUAGUCUCCGCUGGCUCUCUAAUGAAUCGAUCACUUGUAGAAUUUCCUGCCACUGCCAGUUCUCUUACUAAGCCAAGUGUUAUUUUACACCGAUCUCUGGGCAGUGCACCCAAUUCACCAGAUUUUUAUCAGCAUGUUAGAAAUUCUGAUAGCAGUUUAUGUAACAGCUGUGGACAUCAAAUAUGGAAAUAUGUUUCAACAUCUGAAUCCGAAUCUGGUAUAGACUGCCACAGUGGAAAGUCAGGUGAUGAAGACAACACCGUUUCCUCAAAACAAUCAUUCAGCCUCACAGAAGUGCAACAUGAAGUGGAAACAGAGAACACAGAGUGCAGAAAAUUAUUUUUGGAAGGUGAUACUCACCUAACAGAAGAGGCACAGAAUGAACAGCAACCAAAUAUUGAACAGGAAGCAUCACUGGACCUGAUUUUAAUAGAAGAUUAUGAUUCCUUAGUAGAGAAGAUGAGCAACUGGAAUUUUCAAAUAUUUGAAGUUGUUGAAAAAAUGGGAGAGAAAUCAGGAAGGAUCCUUAGUCAGGUUAUGUAUACCUUAUUUCAAGACACUGGUUUAUUGGAAAUAUUUAAAAUUCCCACUCUACAGUUCAUGAACUAUUUUCGUGCAUUAGAAAAUGGCUACCGAGACAUUCCUUAUCACAACCGUAUACAUGCCACAGACGUCCUGCAUGCAGUUUGGUAUCUGACAACCCGGCCAAUUCCUGGUUUACAGCAGAUCCACAAUGAUCAUACAACAGGAAACGAAACAGAUUCGGAUGGUAGAAUGAACCCUGGGCAAAUUGCCUACAUUUCUUCGAGGAGCUGCUCUAUUCCAGAUGAGAGCUAUGGGUGCCUUUCUGCAAACAUUCCUGCACUGGAAUUGAUGGCUCUCUACGUGGCAGCUGCCAUGCAUGAUUACGAUCACCCAGGGCGGACAAAUGCAUUUCUAGUGGCUACUAAUGCCCCUCAGGUAGGAAAUAUUUUCUUAGAAAGUUUAAAAAGCAAUUCUCAAAUGUUACAACCAUGUUGUAGAUCCUUUUGUUAAACCAUCCUUCACUCCAGUCAGAAAGCCAUUCCAUGUACGUUGUAAUUAAUCGGAUUUUAACACAUGACAUUGACAUGAUUGACAUGAUGUGUGCUCAAGAAUUAAGAAGCCAUUACCGUCUUCCACUGGAAAAUAAAAUGUUCAGGAAAGAGUGACUCACUGUUUUAUGAAAUUCUGGAAUUCUUGUCAAUAUUUUUCCCUUUGGUCAAAUUGAUGAGGCUGACUAGAUGGAAAACUUACUCUUCCUUCUUCCUUUCUAUGGCUAAAAACCUAAUGAUGAAGAACUAUCAUUUUUGUUGUUUUCCUCUUUUGCCCUUAAUACUCAGACUCUAAAUCUCUCUUCUAGUACCACAUUGUUUUUGUAUCCAAUACAGCUGAUGAGGUGCAAGAUUCCUUUACGGUCAAAAUUUUCACAGAACGUAGGAGUUGCCAACAAAUGGAUACUGUAAUUGCAGUAGCUUUACCCACUAGGACUUGGGACUAAAUCCUUGGUUCUAAGUGGUCGUGGGUGUUUGUUUAGGCUGGCGAUUCCUGAAAUGUCAUCUUCGUGCUUGUAACUGCGUGCCUUACAAAGAACAAAUCGUCACUUGGCUGAAUUUCUUACGUCUUCACUUCACUGCUCUAGGUAUAAACCUCACUUCUGAUUUUUUUCGUCUUCAGUAGUCAUCCUCUUUGUCACUUCUCUUUCACACACUCUCACUCUUUAAAAUAUAGGAGAUAGAUUCUCUAGACAGAACAAGAAUAGGAUUCAGAGACAAGAGAGAGAGGGUUAACAAUGUUAUGAAACUCACUUCUCCAAUGGGACUUUAUUAAUAGCUCAUGUUUUCCACAGGUAACUUUUUAAAGAAUUUCCAUCGAGGGGCACCUGGGUGGCUCAGUCGGUUAAGCGGCCGACUUCGGCUCAGGUCGUGAUCUCGCGGUCCGUGAGUUCGAGCCCCGCAUCAAGCUCUGUGCUGACAGCUCAGAGCCUGGAGCCUGCUUCUGUUUCUGUGUCUCCCUCUCUCUCUGCCCCUCCCCUGUCCGCGCUCUCUCUCUGCCUUUCAAAAAUGAAUAAAUGUUUAAAAAAAUUAAAAAAAAAAGAAUUUCCAUCGAGAUAUAAUUAUUUGCACUCUAAGAAUUAUGAACUAAGGAGCACAUAUUUCCUCAUUUGCUGUACCAGUCCCACAGGAAGCCUGUGCAUUGUCUCUUGCCUCAUGCCUCAUCAUCUUUGACAACCCUGGUCCCGUCAUGAGUCAAAGAGCUGGACACAGGUGGCACAACGCAGAAAGCACUGGUCUUGAGAUCAAGAGACCUGAGUUUGACUUCUUAUUACCAAGUUACUAGCUGUGUGACCUUAGAUAAGUCACCCUUGUGUCCCUGAACCUCAAAAUAUGUACCGAAUCUGAUUAAAGGCAAAGAGAUCACAUACGAGAAGUUUUCUACUAUUUCAUAUGUUUGAGAGGCUCCCGAAUCAGAUAUCAUGUAGACGGAAAUUACUUGCUGUUCACUCUUGGCUUGACGUCUUUCAUUAGCUUUGAGUAUAGGUGAGUCAGACUUAUUACCUCUCCUCCAAAGGAUAUGGCAAGUGAGAGAAUCUGUGUUAUUUCUCUCCCAUGCAGAUAAAACAGUAAUGAAUGAAUACAAUUUAUACAAGUUAUAUGCUCAAAAUGGUUGUCCUAAUCAAAAUAAAAAUAUGAAGUCUGGAUAGAGUAUGAGUAACACACGUUACUCAUCGUUAAGGAUGGCCAAAUGAUGAAGUGAUGGGAGGUGUCAGAAUAGAAAAGAAAUUGAUAUGGAAUCCAGUUACUGGAAAAGGAUAGCCUUCCAACCAGUCUCCUUGCUUAUGUCUGACUCCCUUUCAGUCUGUUCUCAACUCCUAGGAGCCAGAGUAACACUGUUUAAAUGUGAGUUACAUCACUUUCUGUUCCAAAGCCUCCAGGGGCUUUCACUCCACUCCUAGUAAAAGUCAUUGUAAUGGCUCAGAAGGUCAUAUGUGACUUAGCUCCUAUUAAUUUUUCCGUCUUUAUUCACCCAGGUCCAGCCUCCUUGGCCUCCUUGCUAUUUUCUCCUGUAUCCUAGGCACACUGCACACUCCCUUCUGAGAGCCUUUGCACUUUCUGUCCUCCCUGCCGGGAGUGUCUUGCCCCACACAUCUGUACAGCUCACUCUGUCACCUCCUUCCAUUGAAAAUUUCAAAAGCCCCUUUCUGACACUCAUGAGGUUCCUUCCCUGCUUUAUUUCUCUCAGUAGCGGUGCUCAUUCAGCAUGCUGUGUAUUUGGUUUAUUGCCUGUCUCUCCUCAGUGGAAUAUAUCUUCAUGAGACCAGGGAUUUCUGUCUUUUAGUCCCUAAUACCUAGAAUAGUACCUAACACAUAAAAGUCGCUUAGUAAAUAUUUGUUGAAUGUUGAAGGAUGCCUGAUUUCUUUGCUCUGCAGGACCGCUAGCUUGUCUGAAAUAUAUUCUGUUCUUCCUAAAGUAAUGAGAUGCACGAGACCUUGUUCGGCUAGCGCAUGUGAGAUAAGGACUCUUCUGUGAAAGCGUGCGGCGUGUUUAUUAGGUAAUAAAGUAGGUUCUUUCGUCUUGGGAAGCUCAGUGGGUCUAAUUAGGCCAUGAUUAGUGAAAAAUGUUGUAGCUCCAGUGGCAGUGUGCAAUACCAUCAACUGUAUCAAACCUUCAUUCUCAUGGUAAGGAAAGUAUGCUGGGAAGACACAGGAGGAUUAUUUUAAAUCCUUGCCAUGAAAGAAGGUGAAACAUUUAGCCAGGGUUAUCCUGAGGAGAUGCCAGUAUUAAAAUUCUAAGAGAUUUCUGAGCUGUUUCCAGAUGAAAAGCUGGCUCAAAGAUGGAAAUUAGCGCUUGAGAUUAGAGUUUCAGAAUAUCUUGAUGAUAUUUGGGGUAAAAGGAAACAAUUUCUUAAAUAAUUUUUAAUGUUUUUAUUUUUGAGAGAGAGAGACUGUGAGCAGGAGAGGGGCAGAGAGGAGGGGGACAGAGGAUCUGAAGCAGGCUCUGCGCUGACAGCAGAGAGCCUGAUGUGGGGAUCCAGCUCCCUAACCAUGAGAUCAUGACCUGAGCUUGGAUGCCUAACUGACUGAAUCACCCGGGCACCCUGGAAACAAAAUUUUAAGUUGAGAUUUGUAAAUCCAAGACAGUCAUAAAUGUUUUGUCCCCUCAAAGCAUGGAUCAAGAUACUGACUAAACACACAUGCAUUUGACUCCUCAUUACAACAGAGAAAAGAAUAGGUGGGGAAGGGUAUUAUCAGAAGA